UCAGAGCAGUGGCCCCAGUUCACCACAGCGUUGCGCACAGCUCGCCAAAUACACACAUAGUAGGAAAUGUGCAGCUCUUAGCAAGGAAAACGAUGUUUAAUUUAACCAUUGUUAUGUGUUGAUAUUUAAAAACUAACAUGGAGUUUAAUACUACGCUAUCAGGACGCAACUUCAUAGACUUGCGCAUUUUAACGCAGAAACUUCUCUCUUCGGCGAACCGGUCCCUGUCAUUUCUGGACAAUGAAACGGAAAGCGUCUCCGAGGAGGAUUUGGACGUAAAUACAGACAUCUAUUCUAAAGUUUUUGUUACUGUGAUUUAUGUGGUGUUGUUUGUAAUCGGACUUUUUGGGAACUCGAUCACCCUGUACACACUUCUCACGAAGAAAUCUCUUCAAAACCUCCAGAGUACGGUGCACUAUCACCUGGCGAGUCUGGCCAUAUCCGAUCUGCUCAUCUUGAUCCUCUGCAUGCCCAUUGAGUUAUACAACUUUAUCUGGGUUCAUCACCCGUGGGCUUUUGGGGAGGCUGUUUGUAAAGGGUACUACUUUCUGCGGGACGGCUGCUCGUAUGCGACGGCGUUCAACAUCGCCAGCCUGAGCGUGGAGCGCUUCAUGGCCAUCUGCCACCCGUUUAAGGCGAAGAGCAUCAUGUCGCGGAGCCGCACCAAGAAACUCAUCAGCGCUAUGUGGGUCGCGUCUUUUCUCCUGGCCACUCCGAUGCUCUUCACCAUGGGGCAGCGACUGAUAAAAGACGAAUUUAUAUGCACCACUAUCGUGUCCUCGAUCACUGCUAAAAGCGUCCUACAGGUGAAUGCCUUCCUGUCCUUUGUGGUUCCCAUGGCAGUGAUCUCAGCAUUAAAUGGUGUUAUAGCCAGCCAGUUGCUGCGCAUGUUUCGGGAGUCUGCUCAGGACAAUCGCAUCUGUAUCAUCGGAGGCAACGCUACCAUGCUCAGUGUUGCUGUUGAACCCAACCGUGCCCAAUCAAUGCGCCAUGGAGUCAUGGUGCUGCGUGCCGUGGUCAUUGCUUUUGUGGUGUGCUGGCUGCCAUAUCAUGCUCGAAGACUAAUGUACUGCUAUGUCACUGAAUGGACAACAGCUCUCUUCGAUUUCUAUCACUACUUCUACAUGAUCACCAAUGUGCUCUUUUAUGUCAGCUCGGCCAUCAACCCCAUCCUCUACAACCUCGUCUCGGCCAAUUACCGGCAAAUAUUUUUUUCCACGCUUCGCUACAUAAUCCUGCCAUGCCGCCAUAAGAAACAGAAGCGCGUUCUCACCAGACACUCAAUCAGCAUCUGCAGCAACCAGACCUUCUCCACCAGUGUCAUCAAAGAAACCAUUUACUGAACGCUGUCAAGAUUCAGCCAAUCCAUUCCUCUAUUUCACUCAGCCAAGGAGAGACCGCUGAAGCGAAGAAUGUUUUCAUACUGAGUUAUUAUUACAAGAAUUAAUAAUAUCCAUGCUACUGAAUCACCAUAUUGAGCUUUUAAACAGUGCAGAACUGGCACCAGAGACGCAUACAAUGUUUAUAUGAGGAAAUGUAGCACAAAAUACACACAAAAAAACAAAGAACUAUGUGCAGAACCAGUGUAAAUACAAAAAAGCUAAUGUAUAUCCAGAUGUAUUCAUUGUUUCUCAUUCAGAGUAUAAAAUGUAUAUCUAUGUUGUGCAGCUAAAAGAGUGAAAAUAGAAAAUAUAUAUAUAUAUAUAUAUAUAUAUUAUGAAGGGAACAUACUGCAGACAGUCGUUGUUGUGUACACAGAGUCUUUAUAUCCAGCUUAUGUAAUUUACUAACUGUGAACACAAGGACAUUUUGAAUUUUAUUUCAUUCACUGACACACAACAGGGGCUUUCAAAGAGGAGGCUGCUGCAUAGUCAAAGAAGUGACUUUUGCUCGCAACACACAAAGACAUUGUCACCAUUCCAGUGCCUUAGCAACAGUCUAUGUGCUAAAAGGCAGCACUCUCAUGUGCAACUGGAGAAGAAUGCAGGGUGACGAAAUAGAAAUGAUUCUCUCAUUCGAAGGUAGCUUCAUUUGUACACUGCCUUGUUCUGCAAUUUGCAGAGAGGAGAGAGUCUUCAGAUUGAAAUGAUAGAAUAUCCAACAGGCUCAUUGUAAAAAUGUAAACGUAAACCAAGUAAAAAAGAUUGUAUAAUAGGUAUACAGUAAACCAUUAAGGUUUUACAUUAUUGCAUUCAAAACAUAAUACAGCAUAAACCUUUCAGCACCACUCACCAGAACAUUUCAUUUCUAUCGCUUUCCAAAUUCAGGUUCAGUGUCAGCAUUACUCAGCGGGCAUUUCACUUUCAACAUGCCACAAAUGUGCAAAUAAGCAAUUUUGCAUAAAUGUUGCCACAGGCAUGAUUUUCCCGUGAGCAUUGGUUGAGAAUAUUUGUUGCUGAAGGAAAACGGAAACGCAGCAUAAAAUGUUCGGCUCAUCUCUUAUAAACUCUGUUCAAAGACUUGUGGACCCUGUUGAGAUGAGCUUUAUAUCAAACACAAGUCAGAGGGAACAAUUUAGAGAGAGAUGAAUGGACUAGAAGAGUAUAUAGAGGGUCUGUGACAAUGAUAAUAAUGAUGGAUGAUAAUGGAUAAUGGAAUAUGAUAAUACUAAAGAAAGUUCAAGACAGCUGCUUUUUUCUUGUGCCUUAGAGGUGAGGAGGAGUAAGCUCUCUAGUUCAUGUUGCUGUAUCAAUAACAGAUUUUGUAUUAAAUCAUGUUUAUACAAAAUUACAGUAAAAAAGGGUAGAAAGUUUGUUUAAUGUUCCAAAAACUGUCCUAACUUGACAUUGACCAUUGAAAAGUGAAAGUAUUCUAAAACAAAGUAGUUAUCAAGAUAAAGUAAGUAAUAUUCAUCUGGUCAUGUGAAUGAAACAUGACUGCCACAUGAUUUGACCACUUCCAAUUAAAAUAAAGCUUUUGUUAGGCUCCUGAUAUGACUGGAUUUUUAUGUAUAUACAGUAUGGACCACAUUUUAGUGCCGUCUUGAAAUCCAUCCACAUGAACCAUCAUGAGUAAACUCUAGAGAGCUUGGUGGAUAUUCACAGCAGGGAGGAAGCUGAGCACUUGAGCGAGUUUCAGACCAGUGUGUUGAAAUAUACAGAAUGGAAAAAGUGUGGGUUUGAUGGCCAGGGCUAUAAUGGUACAACCAGCAACGUAAAAAGAAAAAAAAAA
Messenger RNA from Carassius auratus (goldfish), 3171 nucleotides. RefSeq names its product neurotensin receptor type 1-like. NCBI's taxonomy places the organism in Eukaryota, Metazoa, Chordata, Actinopteri, Cypriniformes, Cyprinidae. The record is from RefSeq and is a predicted model, not a curated record. Gene Ontology annotation, biological process: neuropeptide signaling pathway. Gene Ontology annotation, cellular component: plasma membrane. The transcript has 4 exons. Gene Ontology annotation, molecular function: G protein-coupled neurotensin receptor activity. Bases 138 to 1343 code for a protein of 401 amino acids.